Molecule: messenger RNA, 810 nt
Organism: Daldinia vernicosa
Lineage: Eukaryota; Fungi; Ascomycota; Sordariomycetes; Xylariales; Hypoxylaceae
Exons: 2
Coding region: 1-810 (269 amino acids)
Source: RefSeq, a predicted model, not a curated record
AUGGCUCCUCUGCUUCCCGUCUUACGGCGUGCUUUCGAUCCGAGCACUCCUUCAAGCGACUUUACGAGUCAGUUCACGAAUCCAACCGGCGUCUUCUCCGUGCUCCUUCUUCUCGGCGGCGACGUCGUUGCUCGUGCGCUCGCGCAGUUGGUCGGGUCGCGCAUCACCCCAGUCGCGUUCUCAUUCGGAUGGGUUGCAUACGCCGUAACCGCCGUUCUAUCCGCCAUCAGUGGGGAUGGGCUGAUGCCUGCUCCCGACUACUCGUGCAAAGUCGUAAACGCGCAAAACGGAUUUGUGCGCGACAAUGAUAGUUGGAUUAUCGGGCGCAUCGUCCGGGACUUUGAGACGUGGAUGGAUAGCCAGCCACAGGCCCAGAAUACCGACGUCAGUGGUGCCGUAGAGGUAAAUAGAGUUGCUGUCCGGAAUACGGUUGAGAAUAGUGUCAAAGAGAUGAUCGAGCUGGGCUGGGAGAGUAUGAAGCGGCGCGCUCGGGAAAGGGGGAAGCCGGAACCAGCACGGCCGCCUAAGGCUGGAUUGUGUGUCUCCAUUUACAAGGCAAGGAAGCCGUCCAAGAAUUACCCCGGGUACGAUUCUCCGUAUAUUGCCGGGCUUGUUACAUGUCUCUUGCAGCUCGGAGUGACGGCCAUACCGUGUGGUCUAUACGACAAUUUGAGUAUCCUGCUUGUGACCGGAGCAGGCAUGAUAUUGGCCUUCAUCUCGGAAGCCCUUCCUCAGUGGGCUAAAGAAAAAAGGGCCUGUCGUGAGGGCACCGAGAAGACAUUCGCAUCAACUAGAGCCAAUACGCCAUAG